Exophiala xenobiotica is the source of this 1185-nucleotide messenger RNA. RefSeq lists its product as uncharacterized. The transcript has a single exon. Lineage: Eukaryota; Fungi; Ascomycota; Eurotiomycetes; Chaetothyriales; Herpotrichiellaceae. The record is from RefSeq and is a predicted model, not a curated record. Bases 456 to 1043 code for a protein of 195 amino acids.
CAUCACUCAACCACCAAGUUGGUUUCUGCACACAGAUCCAACCUAUACACCAAAACUAAAUCAAAACCUGUCAUGAACACCAUUGCGGGCCUCUACAUACGCUGAGAGGCACCCAGUCCUCUAUGACGAUGACGCUCCAUGCUCGCAAAUAUGUCGUCAUGAAUAAUGUGCACUCAUCACUCAUCCCCCCUCCAAGCUCAUGUCCUUACCUACCUUAGGUUCACUAGGUAUGGUCAUGGUCAUGCCCGUGGCUUAGCAAAACAUCAAGAAGGCCGCAUCAUCCGUUUACACGGCUAAGUCCUAACUUUCAAGUCCAAAGCCUCGUCCACCCACUUGCCCAAGCACAACCACGAGAACAAGAACAAGAACCACAUCUCAUCUCAUCUCAUCUCAUCUCCUCAUCUUCGCCGACCACCCAACACCCUACACACCCUACACAUUCUCUUUACAAAACAAUGGCCCAACCCACGACGACGCAAGACCUACACAACAAUUUCGAGCCGCACCCCAACGCCCACGACCUCACCGGCAAGGACACCAGUGCCAACAACACUAGUAAGGUCGACUACGAACCACACCCAGACCGCUCCGUCGCCACCUCCCCCGAACACAAGGACAUAAUCAAGCACAUCACGAACCUCUACUGCGGCAGCGCGUCCGAGUCCGACAUGCAAGUCUACGCCGAGAAGGCCAUCUACGACGACCCCCUCUCCUACUGCGACACCCGCUAUAAAAUCGCCGGCCAAUGGUACGGCCUGCCCAUGAUCUUCUCUUCACUGCGCACGCUCGCUACCGAAGUCGUCAAGGACUCUUCCGACGAAAUCAUCUUCAAGCUCCGACAAGAAUACACCCCCAAAGUCACGCACACGCCCAAGACCGUCGACAGUCUGGUCAGCCUAGGCCUGGACGAGCACGGCAAGGUACGCUAUCACAAGGAUAUGUGGAACGACAAGGAUUACAGUCAUCAGGGACUCGGCAAGUUGAUCAAGACGUUGAAUGGGGACCAUUUGACCAAGAUCACGCAACCGCCCGAGUCAUUGUAACGGUCGCGGGCGCGUUGAAAUGGUGUCAGUGUUGAACACGGUGGACAUUGAACAUAGAUGAAUUCCGCUGCAACCACGUAGAUAUCUUACUUGCUGGCUCUUACGGGCCAGCACGUCUUAAGCAAGAUCCGUUGUACUGUAC